AUGACUCUACCGCCAGCAUUGACCACAACAGAGGCGACAGCGGGAAGGGUGCUUGGCGCGGUGUAUGCCCCACCGUUGAAAGCGCUGAAUAGAAAGAUGACCGCGCACCGCUCCUCGCUGCUUCCGUGCCUCUCGGUCGCGACUGCGUCCUCUCUGCGUCCUGCGCGGGUGAAGUCUAUCACUGCUGCUGCUGCUGCUGCUGCCACCGCACCCACCAUGGUGACUGCGGUGGCGUCAGUGUCUCGGCUAGCAGACGCUGCUACCACACACCCGCUUCUCAGCCAACUGCUCCGCGCCUCUGUGCCUGCUGCAUCCGUAGAGCUGCCACAGCAACCGGAAGAAGUGACUGUAGCGGAAGCGGUGGAGGCGCUAGGAGGAUCGGACGUCGUAGAGGAGCUCCUUUCUCAGCUCAACGGUGUGGCGCACUCAGCCGAUGCAAACGAUGACGGCGCUUUCGCGAACGCCAUCGAGACAUGUGUUCAGCAAACUCUUGGUGCCUCUGAAGUGUCCGUUGACGCCAUUGAAGGGCACGAGAUCGCCGUCACGGGCGAGGAGGGAGGGGAGAGUGGCACGCGAGCGAGUCCGCUCGUGAACGUGACGAUUCCGCUUACCGUCUCGGACUUCCAUGCUGCGACCUUUACCUCGUUAGCCGCCCACCAGCGUCGCAGUCGGCUAAGCAACCCAACCGCUGCCUCUGCUCCAAGACGCAACUAUUCCUCGUGUCUGGUGCUUCGCGUCCAGCGCUGUAGAGGCGUCCUUGCGCUGCGGAUUGUGAACGUCCGCUAUGAAGGCACCAGCGGCACGUCACACAGCACCCUCCGCGGUGUUGCGUCCGACACCGAAGACCAAAAGAAAAAGCGCAGAGUCAGAGAGAAGAACCAGAGGCAGAGGUGCACUGCUCCUCGUCAACACCGGCAACCCGCCUCUCGCAAAGAGCGAGGAUCAACGACCGGAGUCGAUGUCGUCGCAUCAUGCGCUCCACCUGCGCCAAGCGACGCUGAAGACAUCGUAGCAGGCACUGUUGUCGGCGAGGUCGAGUCUUUCUCGAUCGGUUCGGCCGACACGCGGCCUUGGUCGUCUGCGGUCGCUCUUGUGGACGGGAGAAGCCUUAGAGCGAGUGCCGCAUCCCCUACGCACAGCCAGCGAACGCCGAAGGGCGCGGGAAGCCUGCGGCAAGGCAGCCGCACGACGGCGGCGGUUCAUCACGCAGCCACCAAGAGCCGCGCCGAUGCCGUCUUAUUUGACCCGUGCUGUCCCGAGACGACGACACCGUUCAACGCGCAGCACCGCCCCGUCACCUACAAUGCCACCAUCGCCUUUCAAGCGCCGCUGUGA
This is a messenger RNA of Leishmania mexicana MHOM/GT/2001/U1103, 1335 nucleotides long. RefSeq lists its product as hypothetical. The coding region runs from base 1 to 1335 and encodes 444 amino acids. NCBI's taxonomy places the organism in Eukaryota, Euglenozoa, Kinetoplastea, Trypanosomatida, Trypanosomatidae. The transcript has a single exon. The record is from RefSeq and is a predicted model, not a curated record.